Molecule: messenger RNA, 2491 nt
Organism: Aegilops tauschii subsp. strangulata
Lineage: Eukaryota; Viridiplantae; Streptophyta; Magnoliopsida; Poales; Poaceae
Product: cysteine-rich receptor-like protein kinase 25
Biological process (GO): protein phosphorylation
Molecular function (GO): ATP binding; protein kinase activity
Source: RefSeq, a predicted model, not a curated record
UAUAUCAAAGGGUAUCUCGUGUGAUUGUGUCGCUCACCACUCACCAAGGUCACCACCGCCUGCCCGGCCAUGGCUUCACCUCCAUGGGUUCGCCUUGUGCUGAUACUCCUAGCAGGCAUUGCCGCAUGCCACGCCCGCCCACUUUUUGACGGCGACGGCGAUGCCGUCAUCGAUGAGACACCCCAGCCCCUGCGGCCAUCCGUGAUCUCAUGCUCAACUGCGAGCAACUACACCGAAGGAAGCAAGUACCAUGUGAACCUCGACAGGCUCCUGUCGGCCAUCCCCGUGGCCGCCGACUCCAGCGGCUUCUUCAACGGCACAUUCGGCGCGGCGGGCGACGAGGUCUUUGGCAUGUUCAUGUGCUACGCUGGCGACACCGACUCUGAGUGCCAGGACUGCCUCAUCCGUGCCCCUGAAGGUAUCAUGAAGGCGUGUCCUCACAGCCGGACGGUUCGCGCGGUGUACAACGCCUGCACCAUCCAAUACUCUGACAAGUCCUUCUUCUCUGUUGCUGACCUCUCUGUGGUUGACAAGGUCGACCUUUCCGUCGCGCCCAAGCUGGAACAAACCCCUUACCCAACUUGGAACGACAGAAACCAUGGCCAUUGGUACCAAGGAGUCGUACUCGCAGGGUAUAUCCUGGACACUGCUGGUGUGAGCCACACAAGGUUUAAGUUGAUUCAUCGGCUCAUGAUGAAGGCUUGCCAAAGGCCUGAGCGGAUCGCUGAGGGCACAGAGGGGUUCACCGAGGCGGAGUGGGUGCAGGCAGUGGUGCAGUGCACGAGGGAUCUGCCGGCGAGCGAGUGCACCCGCUGCCUCUCCUACUACACCGAUCAGCUGCCGCGAUGGUUCCCGAACAACAGCGGUGGCACCAUCAAAGGGUCGAGCUGCUACCUGCGCUACGCCAUCCUCGCUGACGCUGACAAGCCGCGCCCGCGCACGGUGCGGCUGGAGACGUACCGGUAUAGCGAGGAAUAUGAGGAGGAGGAGAAUGAGCACCAGAGGAAUAUGGAGACAGCGCGCAGAAAACACCGACGAAAGGUUGUCAUCAUCGCCAGCCUUAUCACCAUCUCCGUGGCGCUUGUUGUCUGCCUGAUCGGCCUAUUGGUUCGGUUCGUGUUGUACCCAUGGCGAACAUGGGUGGCGGCGGCCAGGGUUGCCAUGAGAUCCAUGUUGUACCGGUGGCGAACAUGGGUGGCAGCGGCCAGGGUUGCCAUGAGAUCGUUCAUGGAAAGACCUCCUAAAGUGGCGGCCUACUUCCACCGCAAAAGUGCACGCCAAGACGAACUCGAGCAAGGGACUGGGCUGAGACGAUUCAGGUAUGCCGAGCUCGCUGCCGCCACCGACGGCUUCUCUGGCAGGAACAAGCUGGGAGAAGGAGGCUUCGGUUCCGUGUACCGAGGGUUCCUCCACGACAUGAACCUUCACAUUGCCGUGAAGAAAGUGUCCAAGAGCUCUCGUCAGGGCUGGAAGGAGUUUGUCUCCGAGGUGAAGAUCAUUAGCCGUCUCCGGCACCGGAACCUCGUGCCGCUCGUUGGAUGGUUCUAUGGCGGUGACGAUGAUGGUCUUUUGCUCGUGUAUGAACUGAUGCCCAAUGGUAGCCUGGACGCACACCUUUACAAGCUGGACCAGCUGCUGCCAUGGGCAGUCAGGUAUCAGGUCGCGCUCGGUGUGGGUUCAGCGCUGAUGUACCUGCACCAGGACACGGAGGAGCGCGUUCUGCAUAGGGACGUCAAGCCGAGCAACAUCAUGCUGGACGCGUCCUUCAAUGCCAGGCUUGGUGACUUCGGGCUUGCGAGGUUUAUCUGCGAUGGCCGGGGCUCAUUGACGACGGGUGCAGCCGGGACGCUCGGCUACAUGGACCCGAAGUGCGUGUUUGCGGGCAAAGCCAGUGUGGAAUCUGACAUCUACAGCUUCGGUGUCGUCCUGCUCGAGAUGGCCUGUGGUCGGGCGCCAGCGGUGGCUGUAGACGACGAUGACGGAGUUGUCAUCCACUUGUUGCAGUGGGUAUGGGAGUCGCACGGCCGAGGGGCUAUCCUCGAGGCAGCCGACGCGCGGCUGGACGGCAAGUUUGACGAGAAAGAGAUGGAGUGUAUCAUGGUGGUCGGGCUCUGGUGCGGACACCCUGACCCCGCCUUGAGGCCGUCCAUCAGGCAGGCCGUGAGUGUGCUGCGGUUGGAGGUGCCGCCGCCAAGCCUCCCGGGGAAGAUGCCGGUGGCAACCUACCUGAUGCAGCCGCCGGCUGACGAUUCUUUUGGUUCCUCGGUGACCAGCGGCAGCAGCGGCAGCGGGGAUGCCAGCACGACUCAUUCUGCUCGAGAUAAAUUCGAGUAGAUGACUACUGCAUCCCCGAUCUGGGCCUCUAGGACCGUUUCAGAAAUUCUCAAGUACUACUGGCAACUAAAAAACACUUUGUAUGUAUGAUGUGUGAUUGGACUUAACCGAGCUCUAAUAAAAUUUGAGCUACUUCCAAAUAAUUCAUGCAUCUUCA